Molecule: messenger RNA, 1503 nt
Organism: Neospora caninum
Lineage: Eukaryota; Apicomplexa; Conoidasida; Eucoccidiorida; Sarcocystidae
Exons: 4
Coding region: 1-1503 (500 amino acids)
Molecular function (GO): protein binding
Source: RefSeq, a predicted model, not a curated record
AUGACUGAUGGCAAUGAAAUACCCACCGGUGUUGUAGAGGUGGGAGGUGCGGAAGGCGGCGCCAUGGUCUUGAGGCGGGCUCGAGUGCGAGUCCAACGCCCUUCUAAUUACUUUGCUGCGCCAGCUUCCAUAAACGUUACUGCUGUGCGGAGCCGAGCGAAUUCUGUAGCACCGAGUGCUGCGAACAGCCCCCGCGUACGUCCCACUGCGCCGUCAGCCCCUCCCAGCGGUGCGUUCGGUUCCAGCGUGCCUGAGUUUGGCUCGCAAGACUCGAUCUCUCCUACUGGCGCGGCAACCUCUGGGGAUGGACCUGGAGUGACAGCAGAUGCGCAGCCGCCAUCUGCGGGGCAGCAGCUUCACCUUCCGAGACCGGCAGCCUCUGAGCAGAUGCGAGCUCAGUUUGCCCACGCGACUGCCUCUAUGGAGCGUCGCCUCGCUUCACGUACACAGUCUCGACAGGCCUCUCGCAUGAUUUCACGGCGCUUAUCUCCCCGUGGCAAUUCCCCGAGAACUCAUCCAUCUGCCGUCGAUCCAAUCCAAAGAAAUUUACUGCAAGCGAGCGCUGCGUUGGAACGCACCAAACAGUCCGAGGUUGAAAGCCCAGGUGUGACAAGGAGUGGCUCGGCUGACGUCGCGAAAUCAACAGCCUGCUUACCCGAUGAUGGGUCGUUUAGUGGCGUUUGCCUCAAGAGAAACCCGCUCGAAGCGUCCGCUUCUGCAGAGGCAGCUGCGGCGCCUUGCCCGUCGCACAGGCCACCUGGGACAGUCAGCGAAUCAGUGACUUCAGGCCCGGGGGAAGGUGGGAGUGCUACGAAACCACUUGUUCCCAUUCCUCGACGGUCUAUUCUUAGGACUGGUGACCAGACGGGAGAAAUGCUGCAUAGCACAGCUGAUGCGUCCGGAAAUGCCUUGCUGCCAGUGGCCAGUGAGCGGCGGGAGAGUGCCGGAAAGAACAAGGUCGACGAGAAACAUGCCGAACAGGUGCUUCAGGGAGUGUUGGAUUUCCUGAAAGUGGAAGAAGAGCAUAGGGCAUCUCGAAUUGCCUCCCGCAUUGCGUCGCGGGCCAUUUCUCGUAAUCCCGCGGGCAGAUCUGUGGGCAGCCUGAAGGAGCGGACCGACGUAACCCAUGCGGCAGCUGAAGAGCUUCGACGCCGACUAGAGGAGGAGGCGGCAGGCAGUGUCAAGAGUAUCCCCAACAAAAGCGCGGUUUUGAAACGGCUUGGAGGAAGCCGACACACGUCAGACGCAGCGGCGGUAUCCCGAGGUACAGGUUCAGAGGUCACGAGCGCGGUGCGGCGGGAGCGGACGGAACUGGACCAAAAGGCUACCUUGCUGCAGGCGGCGUGGAGAGGCUAUAGGACUCGGUUGUGGUUUGUGAGUGUUAAACUGACAGCGACGUUCGAGAGACAACUGCGGCAAACGUUUGGCGCAUCGAAGGCUUUUGGAUGGAGAAGUGAAUCGUCAUCUGAGGCAGACGACCGUCGUGCACGCCUAAUGUGCUGA